Messenger RNA from Chanos chanos (milkfish), 989 nucleotides. RefSeq names its product RNA binding motif protein 8A (gene rbm8a). The record is from RefSeq and is a predicted model, not a curated record. Gene Ontology annotation, molecular function: mRNA binding. Lineage: Eukaryota; Metazoa; Chordata; Actinopteri; Gonorynchiformes; Chanidae. The coding region runs from base 19 to 543 and encodes 174 amino acids. Gene Ontology annotation, biological process: RNA processing. The transcript is spliced from 6 exons. Gene Ontology annotation, cellular component: nucleus; cytoplasm.
ACACAGAUCACAGACAUCAUGGCGGACGUAUUAGAUCUUCAUGAAGCUGGAGGCGAAGACUUUCCUAUGGACGAGGAUGGUGAUGAGAGCAUCCACAAGCUGAAAGAAAAAGCAAAGAAGAGAAAGGGUCGCGGUUUUGGUUCUGAGGAAGGUGCGAGGUCCAGAGUGAGAGAGGACUAUGACACAGUCGAGCAGGACGGAGAUGAGCCUGGCCCACAGAGAUCUGUUGAAGGAUGGAUUCUGUUUGUUACUGGAGUCCAUGAGGAGGCCACUGAAGAAGACAUCCAUGACAAAUUUGCAGAGUACGGAGAAAUCAAGAAUUUACAUUUAAACUUGGACAGAAGAACAGGCUACCUGAAGGGAUAUGCACUGGUGGAAUACGAGACAUAUAAGGAAGCACAGGCUGCCAUGGAAGGGCUGAAUGGCCAAGACUUAAUGGGUCAACCAAUCAGUGUAGACUGGGGCUUUGUGAGGGGACCACCCAAAAGCAAAAGGAGGGGUGGACGAAGACGCAGUCGGAGUCCUGAUAGAAGGCGGCGCUGAUCUAAUUAUAUGUCUGCCACAUCUUCUGUCAACUAUGUGAAUCAGUCAUGAGUGCAAAAACCGGUGUUAACUGCAUUAUAGGCCUCUAAAUCUCUGUACAGAGUAAUUUUACUGCUCUUUCCCUGGUGCAUUCUGUGUUCCUCCUAUCUCUUUCUCUGGAUUUUCUCUGUUGGAUUGUUGGGUUAGCCUGGCUUUCGCCUUGAAGUAAUGUUUUUCUUUUUUGUAAUGGAGAAUAGCAGGACCUGCUAUAGAAUUGAAAAGCUAGAGACCCUAUCUGAACUGUAUUUUGGUUCCUUGUUUUACAGAUUUUGUACAAUAUUCAUAUUUUGAACAUUCAUGCAGGUGCCCUUGACGUUACUAUAGCCGAAAUUUAAACCUACAAGCUCAGUCAUUUGUUUUUGAUGGUGGUGAUUUGUACCUUUCCAAUAAAUGGUUUGAAUCAAGAA